AUGACAUCUUCUCCCACCACCCAGAGCUCUUCUCCAAGCUCUCUUCCCUCUCCGAUGCGUCAAGCGCGUCUCCGUCCUCCGGCGCGUUCUCGUCCUCCUCUCGAUCCACCGCUGCGUUGGUCCCUCUCAUGCCGCUUGAAGCUCUCUUUCCGCCGGAACCGCCAGAACCACUGGAUCGUCGGGUUCUCCCUCGUGACGCAUCCCUUCUCCCUCGUCUUCCUCCUCUGCCUCCUCUGCCUCCUCGCCUCAUGGCUGUUCCUCUACCUGUUCCGCCCCUCUGUUCAGCCGAUCGUCGUUCUCAGUCGCGCGUUCUCCGAUCGCGAGACGCUUGGGUGUUUAAUCUUGUUUGGGUAG
Brassica rapa (field mustard) is the source of this 354-nucleotide messenger RNA. Its product is annotated as PRA1 family protein B2-like. The record is from RefSeq and is a predicted model, not a curated record. Lineage: Eukaryota; Viridiplantae; Streptophyta; Magnoliopsida; Brassicales; Brassicaceae.